CAGGACUAACAGAGUAUAAUAUUGUCUCAUACCACAUCAGAGCAGUAAACACUCGACGAAAAUGGCGGCAUAGAUAUACAUGAUCAAACAAAAAUUUUAUUAGAUGUACUUUCAAGCCGACAAGGCGAUAACGGACAGAGAGCCGGCUUGGUUUAUAUAAAGAUCUGUGGAGCUCAUUCGCUACAAAACCGACAGCUUCCCCAAGCCAGAAGAUGUGCAGGAAGAUAAUUUAUUUGUGUAUUGUUCUCUCGGCCGCUACGUAUUGUCGGUCUGUUAUACCCGAAGAGGACAUUAUGGAGGACCUAUUUUACAGCUACAAUAGACAUGCUCGUCCGUCUUAUGGUCCUGGACACACUGUAGAAGUAACACACAGUCUAACUCUCACGAGGAUCGUGAACAUGGAGAAGCGCGUGUUGACGGCCGACACGUGGCAGAUGAUGAAAUGGCAGGAUAGUCGGUUAAUGUGGGACCCAGACGAUUACAGUCAGGUGGAUCACAUCAACAUUCCGGACGAGCUCAUAUGGACCCCCGACAUAAUAUUAUACAACAAUGCCGCUGCCACGUCUGGUAAGACGUACGCCAGUAUCCGAGUUAUCGUCAGCUCCGAAGGCGACGCCCAGUGGAUACCAGGCACGCGCGUCACCGCCUACUGUGACGAGGUCACAAGUACAGACCGGGAUAGUGUACAGGUGGGAGAUUACAAAUGUCCACUCAAGUUCGGAUCCUGGACUUAUCACGAAAAGACUAUGAACAUGACUAUUGACGGGAAGGGCUUUUUGUUGGGAGACUACAACGAAAGUCCCGAUUUUGAAAUUAUUGACCAUAGCGUAGAACGAGAGACCCUCACUUACUCGUGCUGUGCCGAACCGUACAUAUCUAUCACCUACACCAUAUGGCUGAGGCGAACGUGCCAACAAACUGCAGUCGUUGUGGAUGGUUGCGACGCGCAGGGCGAGAGUGACAAUUGGAGCCAUGAAGGUUCCCAGACAAAUGGGACACAUGAAAACAACGACCAAGGCACCACUGACGAUAAUAGCGAUACAGUUGUCGAUGAUUCUGAUGAUGAUACUGACGACGAUGGUAACGAUGAUAAUACUGACGGCGAUGGCACCGAUGAUCAUACCGAUGAUGAUGAUAAUGAUGAUGAUAUUCCUGACAUAGGACACAACAAUGACGAUAAUGACGAUGACUCUGAAAAUGUCCAGCCUGUCGUAACAACUUAGGAUAUACAGCUAGCAAAUUGCUCAUCGAUUUGGCACAUGGGAGAGAACUCUUGUGACAUUACGAGUACUCUUUCCAUACUUCCUUUUUGUUUCAUUGAGCAAAACGUAUGUCAUACACAUGCUCAUUAUUUGGUUGUAUUUGGAUCUGGCUAUGACGUUAUAACGAGUUAAAUUAAUAUAGUAAUUAUAUGCAAUAUCACAACAACUAAUACUCCUGUCAUACUAUCAUAUACAAUACAUUAUAUUUGCCAUGAUAUACAAUGUAUACUACGUGUUGCGAUAUUGUGAAUAAUAUGUUUUACGUUAUUUAGAGAUAGAGGUCACACAACAAGUAGUUGUUGUACAUGGUAAUUAUGUUGAUACGCAAAGGAAAUUAUUUCAGAAAUAUGUGGAAAUUAAAUUUAAUACAGAUCGAACAAGUAAUUUAAGGUACCAUCAAGGCAAGAAAUUGAUAGAAAUCCAUAAGCAAAUCAAAUGUUACAGAAAUAAUCUACUUAAUACUCGUUUUAAUUUCGGUGAGUUGGUGAGACGUCCUCCAGUCAAAGUCUAUUGUGUCAGUCAAUCAAAACGUGUUUACAAUUUAG
Pecten maximus is the source of this 1807-nucleotide messenger RNA. Its product is annotated as neuronal acetylcholine receptor subunit alpha-6-like. Gene Ontology annotation, molecular function: neurotransmitter receptor activity; extracellular ligand-gated monoatomic ion channel activity; transmembrane signaling receptor activity. NCBI's taxonomy places the organism in Eukaryota, Metazoa, Mollusca, Bivalvia, Pectinida, Pectinidae. Gene Ontology annotation, cellular component: membrane; neuron projection; synapse. The transcript has 4 exons. Gene Ontology annotation, biological process: monoatomic ion transmembrane transport; regulation of membrane potential; nervous system process. The coding region runs from base 213 to 1223 and encodes 336 amino acids. The record is from RefSeq and is a predicted model, not a curated record.